AUGUGGUUUAAGAAAUCGAACUCGAAAAAGGAAAAGAAUGAGUAUACGGAGGAAGCCAAUAGUAACGAGGAGGCUGUAUGCGACUAUGAGGAAGAGGAGGAACAGCAGCAACAACAGCAACGAGAGGCCAACGAACAGGGGGUAGAACAGGGGGUAGAAGUGUUAAAUGUGGAAGGAGCUACGUUUGAGGUCUUAGCGGUACAGAAAAAAAAAGAAAAAAAAAGAAAAGGUAAAGAGGAAGGGGAAGCAAAUAUCGAUGAAGAAGUGACAGAGGUAGAACGGUCCGAGGGAAGGGAAGAGGCACAUCAGAACUGCAUUGAUAGCGAUGGUAACAGCUCUGCUAUGUACGAUUCAUCUCUAAAUGAACACGAAAUUAAUGAAAAAAUAGAGGAUAUACUGAACAACCUGUCUUCAGACGAAGAGGAAGGAGAAGUGGUUGAAGAUGAAAUUCCUUAUGAACGUGUUCAGGAAAAUAAUGACCAUUCUAAGGAAGUUGUUUUACUAAAUUUCUACGCAGAAAUGUCAAAUGAAAAGUUAGAUAUGCUCCUAAAUGUUUUCGGAAAAGUAAAAAGCAUUAACGUGGACGACAAUGAAUGUGUUCAUGUUAUAUUUUUUUCAUUGAAUAGUGCAAAAAAGGCAAAACAGUAUCUGGACAAUUUGAAAAUUAAGAAUAGAAGGAUACAAGUGACUUACGGAGUGUACAAAGAAGAGAACGAUAAGGCAGAUGUUCAAGGUGUAGGGGAAGCAACAGAAGAUGUAGGAGCAGAGCAUGAGGCGUAUCACUACAAUUACAGUAGAAUAAAGAGUGAAACUUAUAAGAACAACAGCGAGCGUUCACCCUACUAUUACGACCAGUUCCGUUACAACAGCAGUAACAUCAACAGUAACACAAAUAAUGUUAAUAGCGGCAGCAAUAUGGUCAAUAGUGGUAGCAAUAAUAUUGGGUAUCAAAAGAAUCAUGUAAAACUAUUUAAGAACAGGAAGUAUUAUAUGAACGCUCCCCAGUUCUUUCCCCCCCCAAAUAGUAGCAGUCAUGCACCUUUAUACAAAAAUCAUACUAAAGGAAACAUGCAUAUUGGUAAUAAUUUUUUUUCUUCCCCCCCCACCUUUCAUGCAAAUGCUCUAAAUGAGUAUGCGUCAUCACCAGAGGUGGUACUAAAACAGGGGGAGAGGAGGGUACGAAGUGUUCUCCCAAGCAACAACAAUAAGGAAAUUAGCAGCAGUUGUAACAACAAUAGCAGCAGUAACAACAACAACAAUAGCAGCAGUAACAGUAAUAUCAAUAACAAUAAUAAUAAUAUUAAUAAUAAUAUUAAUAAUAAUAAUAAUAAUAGUAAUGACAGUAAUAGUAAUAGUAUUAGUGGAGAUGGUAAUAAUAAGGGGGCAAACGUGGAAAAGCAGAAAUUUAGCACAGUCAACUAUGGUUACCAUCCUCCGCCCCCACCCCCGAUUACCAACCCGUACAAUUUGUUAACUGAAAAAACAGGAAAGAAUAAGGCAGACUCCUUUACUCCAUAUAAUAAUACCCUUACAACGAAUCGUGAAAGGUUUAUAUCUAAAUCUUCAGAAGUCGGAGUGUUAUCAAGUAAAAGAAAUAAUAAUAUGUCUGAUAAUUUUUCUAAAAAUCUUGUAUCAAAUAAAGGAAAUACUUUCGAAGGAAUAAAUGUUAAUACAAAUUUUACUUCAUAUACGAACACGAAACCAAUUUCAUAUGAUAAUAAAGGUCAGUACCAACGAAGCAUUCCGCCGCCUCCGCAUCUUAGAAAUAAUAAUACAAACAUGGAGAACAGUACAACACAUAAUAAAACUAUAAGGGGAAAAAACAGGAUGAUGAUGAUGACGAUGCCCCCCCCGCUUUUAAGCCCACGAAAAAGAGAUACAAACUUGAAUUAUAAUAAUUUUUCUCUUUAUAAUAACAAAUAUUACAUUGCUCAUCCUAAGCAAACUGCAAAUGAUAGUCACAUGGUUGAGGAUGGUCCUGUGAAAAAUACGAAAGAGAAAAGUACUAAGCACCACAUGAUGGUAAGUCUAUAUCAACAUAAAGAAAGUAGUAAUCAUAUCAAUAAAGACAAUAGAUCUUUCCCCUCUUUUAAUGAAGAAAAUCCAUUUAAUAUAUUAAAAGAGAAUAUUAUGUGUGAUAACCCUACGUGGUUAAGUAGAAAAGAAAAUAGCGUUUUAAACUGGGAAACGAAUGCUUCUGUUGAAGAAAAUCAUCUCUUUUUUAUUAAUACUUAUAGUCAUUAUAAAAUUUAUAAUAGAUACCUUAUUAUAACAAAUAUGCCACAAGAUUUAAACGAUGAAAAUAAGAUAAAAGAAUAUGUUAAUGGUCUCUUUUCAAAUGAAAAAAAUUUUUCCUUUUGUCUUGAGGUUACUAUGUUUACUCUUGCAGAGGUAGAGGAGCACAAAUUUUUUUAUGGAGAUGAUUUUCAGAAGGAGCAGCAGCAGGGGGAGUCUUUGGAUAGGGUUAAUGAUGCGAUCAUGCACACGGCGGUACACGCGAAUAUUAACGAGGAUGUAGGUGAUGAUGCUAAUUCUGGCGAUCCCGUUGGCAUUACUGCCAAUUCUAAUGUUGAUGUUAUUACCAACGCUAAUGUUGCAAAUGACAAAUGUAAAGAAGAUCAUAAAGACAAUACAGUGGACGAAGUGAAGGAGACAAAUGAAAAUGUUGACGAAGAAAAAAAGGAGGAAAUUGUCUCAAAGGAAGUACAAGUUGCAGAGGAUGAAAAGGAGAAUUCUGCUAAAAAUGUGAAAAAAAGGGUAAUACGAAAAGGAAGAAGGCAUAGAAGAAGUGAAAGCAGCAAUCAAGGAAGAAGAUACAGAAGAAGUGGAGGCAGCAAUAAAGACAGAAGGCAUAGAAGAAGUGAAAGCAGCAAUCAAGGAAGAAGAUACAGAAGAAGUGGAGGCAGCAAUAAAGACAGAAGGUCAGGAGUGAGCAGCAAUAAAGACAGAAGCAUAGAAGAAGUAGCAGCAAUCAAGGAAGAAGAUAUAGAAGAAGUGGAGGAAGCAAUCAAGGAAGAAGAUAUUGAAGAAGUGGAGGAAGCAGUAAAGGAAGAAGAUAUUGAAGAAGUGGAGGAAGCAGUAAAGGAAGAAGUCAUAGAAAAAGUGGAGGCAGAAAUAAAGGAAGAGGUCAUAGAAGAAGUGAAGAAAGAAGGCAAGGAAAAAACGAACACAGUUCAAGGUGAGAACCCCCUCAGCACGCACAAAAGGCUGUGUGCCCACUUGACCUUCAGGACAAUAAAAAACUGCGUUGAGGCAAAAAAGGCACUGGAAGAAAAAAAUUUUAAAGUGAAUUUCUCAGCCCCCAACAAACCGAACAACUGUUUAUGGGUAGGUAAUAUUUUAAAAAAUUAUUUUUUCAAUACAGCAAAUAUUUUAAAAAGUAUGUUCAUGCAUUUUGGUGAAAUAAUGAACGUGAAGUUUGUAGCUGACAAGAAUUGUUUAUUUUUGGAAUACAAAAAUGUGAAUGAUGCAAUAAAGGCAAGGAAUCAUAUGUAUGGUAUUCAGCUAUCGAACAAUACAUUACUUAAUAUUGACUUUUCAACAUUAGGUGAGUGGGAGGGUAAAAGAAAAGUAAGCUUUACUCGAAAAAAAUUAAUGGACUCAUUAUCUUACGAUAAUAAUAAUAAGAUACAACAAAUAUUAGAAAAUCAAUUUAAUAAAAGAAACACAGGAUUUAUUGAUUCUAAAGUUAUGCUAUUAUUAAAAAAAAAUAGUAGAAAAAAAAAUUAUAGACUUAAUAAUGUUGAAGAGUACAACUCGAACAAAAAAAUUAAUAAACAUCAUUCAAGCAGUGCACUUAUGGACAAGCACCACAUUAGGAGGAAAAGUACGACUUACACAAAUAGAUAUAAUUCGGAAAAGGAUAAGAAAAAAGAUAGAUAUAGUAGUAGUCAUACUCCUUAUGAUAAAAAGGAUAGUAGAAAGUCAUCAAAGCGAAAAGGACAUGAUACAGAUAAUACAAAUGAAAGAAGUCGUAAAAAAAGGAGAAGCAAAAGAAACACAAGUAGAGCAGGGGGAGCAGUAUAUUCCUUCAGGAAAGAAAACAAUGAAGAAGGCCUCGAAAAGGAAGAAAGUUCGAAUUGGUUUAAUGGUGGGAACACCAAUGAGGGGGUAAAUAUCAACAGCGGCUCAAAUGCUGAUCAUAAUGGCAGUCAAAAUGGUUUGCAAAAGGAUGACGAUGCACAUAACUCAGAUGGUUCUAACAUCGAAAAGGGAAAGAACGAAAUGACAAUCGCAUUUUACGUGAACCAGAAAUACAAGUGUAACUUCAGUGCAAAAUUUUAUGAAGGAAAUAGGGAACUCAAAAUAUACCCGAAGUUAAAUGUUGAAACCAAAAGUGAUAUAAAAAAUUUAAAGCAAAUCAAGAGUACCUGCACCGACUACUCCAUCUGGCAAUUGGGGCCAACUCCCAGCCAGAAGAAGAAAUUUUUUCAUAUAUGCGACCAUUUUAGCAAGAAGAAGAAUAUACCCGUAAUUAUUGACAAGGACUACACCACCUUCAUUGUGCCUAUUAAGGAGGACUACUUAAAAGAUUUAGAGAUCGAAAACACGGAUUACAUGUAUGCCUUUGUUCUUGAAACGAAAAAAUCGUAA
Messenger RNA from Plasmodium malariae, 4593 nucleotides. Its product is annotated as conserved Plasmodium protein, unknown function. NCBI's taxonomy places the organism in Eukaryota, Apicomplexa, Aconoidasida, Haemosporida, Plasmodiidae. Gene Ontology annotation, molecular function: RNA binding. The transcript has 5 exons. The record is from RefSeq and is a predicted model, not a curated record. The coding region runs from base 1 to 4593 and encodes 1530 amino acids.